UGCACUCUCUCAUCACAUAGAAGAAGCAACAAAGCUGCGCUCUACUCUGAUCUUUCUCCUAUUUGGUAUUAAUUUCUAUGUGAAAUUGAUAUCUUUUUUGGGGGUUUUUGUUUCUUUUAGUUUUCCGAGGAAAAACAUAAAGGGAAAAUAGGGUAAGUUAUAUAAGAGAGUGAGAAUUAAUGGAAAAUCUGCCGGAAACGUUAUGUGUGGACCCAACGGCGGCGGCGCCACCAUUGGCCUUGUCGGCGGCGCCACCAGGGGAAGCUUCCUCGAGCAUAUCGCAAUCCGCCACGCUGGAUGAGCUCUUACAUAUGCUCCAUAACCCUAAUCUCCGUGAAGAGGCUAUGGAGCUUCUCAACAAGAAGCGUGAAUCGUGUGCUGAGCUGCCAAUUCUACUGUGGAAUUCCUUCAACACAGUUUACAUACUUCUGCAGGAAGUGAUAUCCCUAUACAAGAAGUUGUCUCCCUUGAGGAUAACCACCAAAGAGUCCACUCGAGUUUGCAAUGCUCUUGCAUUGAUUCAGUGUAUGGCUGCUCACCCAGACACAAGAAUGGGACUGGUGAGAGCUAAAAUACCGGCGUAUCUUUACCCAUUCCUGGAACCAAGUGUGAAUGAGAAGCCCUUGGAAUUUUUGAGGCUGACGAGCUUGGGGGUUAUUGGUGCGCUGGUGAAGAUUGAGGAUCCAAACGCGCCGGAGAUAGUCCAUUUCCUCCUUGAAACUGAGGUUUUCCCUCUCUGCCUCCGCUGCAUCGACCUUGGCGAUGAACUAACCCAAACUGUAGCAACUCUGAUAGUGAUGAAAAUACUGGUGCAAGAGGAGGGGCUAAAGUACUGCUGCGCUCUUGCAGAGCGGUUCUUCUCGGUGGUGCAGGUGCUGGGGCGUCUGGUGGAGAGGCUGCCUGAGACUCCAUGUUUGCGUCUCCUAAGAUACGUCGUUCGUUGCUACCUCAGGCUCUCCGAACUCCCAACCCCGCUUCGCUCCAUGGCCAUGGAGACAUUCCGGCGUUGCCUUCCUCCAAAGCUCACCGACGAAAGGUUCCUCAACGUCCUUCAUGAUGAUCCGCAGACAGCGAGGAUGUUGCAGCAGUUCUUUCUGAACAUCACAACAAGCAGCUCUUAGAGAGGCAACAUAUAUAGUCUGUGUCUGAUGGAAGGAGAACCUUUGCUAUAUAUAUAGGUCUUCCAUGGUAUGUAGUGUUUGUUUAACAGAUAUAAAUAAAUAAAUAAAAAUCAACUGCAGGGUUUGAUUAACAGCUUAAUUAAGGAAAAGACUGGUGUAAUUUAGGUGUUGAAUAUAAUGGCUCCUGGAUAUGGAGGAGUUCUGUAUGUACUCAGUGUUUGUUCAUCUUGUUGUCCCUUUCAUUUCAUC
Molecule: messenger RNA, 1370 nt
Organism: Ipomoea nil (Japanese morning glory)
Lineage: Eukaryota; Viridiplantae; Streptophyta; Magnoliopsida; Solanales; Convolvulaceae
Product: cell differentiation protein RCD1 homolog
Exons: 9
Coding region: 180-1121 (313 amino acids)
Biological process (GO): mRNA catabolic process; negative regulation of translation
Cellular component (GO): CCR4-NOT core complex; P-body; CCR4-NOT complex
Source: RefSeq, a predicted model, not a curated record